This is a messenger RNA of Mesorhabditis belari, 1200 nucleotides long. Lineage: Eukaryota; Metazoa; Nematoda; Chromadorea; Rhabditida; Rhabditidae. The record is from the annotation of a GenBank genome assembly.
AUGGCGAAAGAAGAGAUCGAUGAAGCGCAAAGAUGUACAUAUGUGCUGCCCAGGAAGAAACGAAAAUGUCGGAUGCUAGUUAAAGCUGGAGAAUUAUUUUGUGGAGAACAUCAAAUACACAACCCUGAGAACAAUGAUAGAAUAAUUUGCCCAAAUGAUCCCAAUCAUACUGUGGCCGUAUCAGAGCUGGAAGAGCACUUGAGGGAGAGAUGUAAUGCGAGAAUUACUCUGGAACCGUGGAUAAUAGAAGGUUUAAACGCUGUCAAAAGAGAAGUAGCUUCAUUUGAGCCGAUUGAUCGACGACCCAAUAAGGAGGAAAUUGCAUCUGUUGUCGCGCGCUUACUUAAAAUGGAAGAAGUCGAUCAGUUUUCACAAUUCUCUCAGUUGCAAUGUGAUAAAAUUCAAGAUUUCUUGGAUUGCCAUGAAGAACUUGGUUUCGUACAAAGAAAACAUCUUAUUCAACAGGCUAGUAUCAUUGGUCACAUGUGUGCAUCUGAUUUAUUGAAUAAUACCGCCGAUACAAGCAUCCUUGAACUUGGAGCUGGAAAAGCUCAGCUUGCAUAUUGGAUGGCAAAAGUGGCUCCUCAUGCUCGUUUCUUACUGGUCGAUCGAAGUGGAUCCCGCAACAAAUACGACAAUAAAGCUUUGCAAGAAAAUCCAUCAUUAAAUUUGCGUAGAUUGCGCUGCUCAAUAGAACAUCUUGACUUAUCUAAAGUGGAGAUUAUUCAGAAUUGUCAAUCUUUGGUUGCUGUUCAAAAACACUUUUGUGGCAGCGCAACAGACUCAGGUAUUCGAUGCUUGCAAAAUGGGAUCACUAGAGGACUUGAUUUAAAAGGAUUUGUGUUGGCGCCUUGUUGUCAUCAUAAAAUGCGCUAUGAAGAAUAUAUUGGAGGCAAAUUCCUCCGCCAACAAGGAUUUGAUGGGGAGGCUGAUUUUUCUGCUUUACGCCAUAUCUCGACAUGGAGUGUUUGCGGAUUUGAACAGACAGAAACUGAGCGAUUACCUUCAGAGGUGACUUCGGAAUUGUUUGAGAAUGAUUGGUCUGACACAUUCCGAGCUCGAAUAGGAAGACGGGCAAAAGUGUUAUUGGAAGAGGGACGAGUUUGCCAUUUAAAAGAAUUUGGGUACCAGGUUCGCUUGAUUGAAUACGUCUCCGCCCAGAUUUCUCCAGAAAACCUACUACUUUUGGGUUCUAAAGAA